Molecule: messenger RNA, 916 nt
Organism: Eurytemora carolleeae
Lineage: Eukaryota; Metazoa; Arthropoda; Copepoda; Calanoida; Temoridae
Product: probable 18S rRNA (guanine-N(7))-methyltransferase
Exons: 11
Coding region: 20-877 (285 amino acids)
Biological process (GO): rRNA (guanine-N7)-methylation
Cellular component (GO): nucleolus
Molecular function (GO): rRNA (guanine) methyltransferase activity
Source: RefSeq, a predicted model, not a curated record
CAGAUUUUAAAUUUCUAAGAUGUCUGGGUCCUGUAGAAGACCAGAACACCAGGCUCCUCCUGAAAUCUUUUAUGGAACGGNCUUGCUUUACGGAACCGAUGAAGCUGAGAAAUAUUCAAACAAUACCAGGAUAAUGACAAUUCAAUCUGAGAUGUCUGAGAGAGCUCUUGAACUUCUUGCUUUACCUGAGGAUGAGUCCUGUUAUCUUCUUGAUCUUGGUUGUGGUUCAGGCCUAUCUGGAGAAUGUAUAGAGGAGCAAGGACACUAUUGGGUUGGUAUGGAUAUUGCCCCCGCUAUGCUUAAUAUUGCUAAGGAGCGUGAAACUGAAGGUGCAUUAUUGCUUGGAGAUAUGGGAGAAGGUUUACCCUUUAGAGCUGGUAUGUUUGACGGAGCUAUUAGUAUUAGUGCUCUUCAGUGGUUGUGUAAUAGGGACAAAUCUUAUCAUAAACCAGGGAAACGUUUAUAUACAUUCUUCUCUACACUUUAUGCUUGUCUCUCCAGAGGGAGUAGAGCAGUGUUCCAAUUCUAUCCUGAGAACCCAGAUCAGAUUGAAUUAAUUACUACUCAGUCUAUGAGAGCAGGAUUUACUGGUGGAGUACUAAUUGAUUAUCCAAACAGUUCUAAAGCAAAGAAAUUUUUCCUAGUUCUAAUGACUGGAGGUAACCAGCCUCUGCCUGUAGCCCUGGGUACUGGGGAGGAGGGUGGCGCUGCUAGAUUUGAACAUCAGAGGGAGAAAGUCAAGGGAAUGAGAGGAGGGAAGGGUGUGAAGGGGAGCAGAGACUGGAUUAAGGAAAAGAAGGAUCGAGCUCGGCGGAAGGGAAAAGAAGUUAGACCCGACUCUAAAUAUACCGGAAGGAAAAGGAAGGAUAGAAUCUAGACAUUGUUAUUAAAUCAUUUUUUUAAAUUUUCAGAAAAA